GACAGGAUAAUUACGAAUAAGCUUUUAAGCUCGCUGACUGAUGAAAAUAAAUAUACGAGUAGUACGUAGCAUAACAGCCAGACAGAUUUUAGCAUUCAAGAGAGUAAACCAUCUGACAAGAAAACUAAGCGACGCGUAUUAACUUUGCUUUGAAGUGGUAAUGGAAAAACUUUGUUAUUAAAAUGUGCGAAAAAUAUUAAAAUGAAAUGAAAAUACCAAAUGUGCUCAACUGAAAUACUUUUGAUUCCCCGGUUAAAUUUACGUUCUUAAAUGAAGGACAGUUUUUAAGUGAUUUUAUACACAUAUCCUUGCACUAAGCCAUUUUUGUCAAGCUCAUUUCUAUACGCAUAUCGAUGUAUAUUUGUAUGUCCUGCAGCUCCUGUAUGGUUAAUGUGAAAAUUGGUAAACCACAAAUGGAUUUUUGGAAAGUUUAUUAGUGUCGUCGUAUGCAGUUGGCUAAAUGAGUUAAGCUUCCCGCCCCGAAAAACUCAACUACACCGCACAAGACAACACUGACACACACCCCACACCUGGAAACCGCAGAACACCCAUACACCACACAUCACAUACAAAUGCACUACACUACUGGAAGCAGCCGCAUACACACACACACAGUAGGAUCUCUACAUAGCUCAACAUACAAAACAUCUGUCUUCGAAGCGGACAGCCCCUUCUCUCAGCGACUUUCGAGCAACAAGCAACGGACUUUCUUUCGGCGCGCGAGUCACUUCGUUUUCUUACAUCGGAGUGUGUGCGUUAAAAUAAUCUUUUUAGAAUUAUUCAAAAAUAAAUAAAUUGUGUGAACUUUUUGAAAAAACAAAAACCAUUUAUUCCGGAUAUUAAUUUAAUCUCAGUGGUGAAAGUGUCAAGUAAGUGCUGGUGUUAACAUUGGUCCUUCGACCCAUUCAGAAUGACACUAUUGUGAAAAUCAAAAAAAAUUUAUAAUAAAAAUAAAGGUGAACAAAAAACCUUAAAAAAUUUUUUAUACAAAAAAAUAAGUGACAAAUAAAUACAAAACAAACAUGAAAAGUGCUCAAAAGUGAAAGAAAUAAAAAACAGAAAACCAUACUUGUGUGCUGGCGAGAAGCCUAACAACAAAGGGUACUGCAAAAAAAAAGCAGAAGACAAAAAGUGCAGUGAUCACAACAACAAAAAAAUGUAUAUAUACAUAUGUUUUUGAUGCAUAAUUAAAGUGUAGUGACUAAAAGAAGCAAUAAUUAUACAAAAACAAAACGGGCGCGGAAAAACAACAAAUACAAUCAAAUGAAAACUGGCGCGAAUAAAAAACCAUAUAUAUAUAUAUACAUAUUAUAUUAACACAUAAAACGAGCGCGAAAUUAAUACAACAAAAAACACCCAAAAACACCUAGGAACAUCCCAGGAAAGGAUUUGGAUGCGUCUACAGGAAGUCCACAAACAAUAUAUGCAAGCUAUAGUCCCCAAAAUCCCUUGACGGAUAUUCAAAUAAUAAACGUCCGCUCGCUGACUUAUACAAAUACAGGACAUAUUAUUAUACUCUACUAGGGUACCACUCCAAGUUAAAGAAUUUCUAAAAGCGCAUUCAAAAUAAAAAAAUAAAAAACCAUCAACAACGGUUCGAUAAAGAAAAAACGAAUUCUUAAACAAUAUAUGUAAUGCAACUAGCGGACCUAGAAGUAAUUGGCACUCCGAAAAACAGGUAAACAAUGUGGUGUUUAAAGAAGCAGCAAACCGAAGGCACAUGUAAAUCAAAAUAAACUAACUCUGCAUGCUCAUAGUCCAAUCACAAAUGAGUUAAAAGCAAGAUUACAAAAGAUUCUUAACAAUUCUUUUAAUUCUUCGUAUUCAUGUCAUGGGCUGCAAGCUAAAUUUUCAUAAAUCAUUCAAACUCUCUGAAAAGUUGCAUUAUGUGUUUCUCUAUAAAUUCUCUAUAAUUUUUAAAGUUUGUCCGAACUACUUCACAAAUUGGUCCCGACCGUGAAUAAAGUAUGUAUGUAUGAGUAUAUGGGUGAAAGAGGAGUGUAAUGUGGUGAUCUAAUUGUAUUUGAUGCUUAGGGCAACAUUUUUUGUAUUUUGUUAGUGCGAUAUCAAAAAGAACUUUGUAGGAUGGCACCUUUUAAACUGAAAUUCCGAAUGGGCAGCUCGCGCAGCACAUCUCAAGAGCACGAUUCAGAUCCACAGGUAAACGAAGCGCUACUCAACCAUCAUCAGCAUCAUUCGACAGCCAUAGGUGCCAGUAGCUCCACCAUCGAUUCAACCGACUGCACUAGUCUCGGUUCCAUGGGUACCAACGAGCGAAAAUCUUUACUGCCCAACAAAAGCAACAAUAUGCGACUAGGAUACAUCGAUCACAGGUUCACAACAAGUAAUGGCGAACCGACAACAGAAUCAAGUGCUAUUCCUACAACUCCUCCAUCCACCUACAAUUAUAUGCUAGAAGAGCUGAAACUUAUCUCCCAUGAUGAGAGCACAAUCAACGGUCGCCGUGAUUCCUUAAAUAAUCCAAGAAACAACAUUAUUUUGUCGUCAAUAGAACAUCUCGCACUAAAUGAGGAAGUCACCAUUGAAUGCACUGACCCCAAUUGCCAGGACAAUUAUUUGUGCAACGAGCAACUUUUACAGCAACGACAACAGAACGCAACCUUAAACGAGUUCAACAAUUUCCAUGAGUUCAUUGAGCAAUCACGAAUAAUAAACCAAAAUAUUCGUAACAACGAGGUCAAAAAUUCCGAAGGGGAAGACGAGUGCGAGGAAGACAAUCGUAAAGAGUCGAUAGAUUCUACAGAACUUUUGAUAUCUACGAAAAUGACAACUUCAACGACAUCAGUAUCAACCGAACACGAAACCACUAAUCUAAUGGAUAACUUUAGAGGUGACUGUGCACAAUGCGAAGCAGAUCACUAUAAUGAGGAAUGCAACGAUGAAUGCAACACUAGUAGCAAAACCAAUCGUGGCGGCAAUAGCAAUGACUUUUUCGAUCCACUAAUUAAUCAUGGUGGAUACUGUAGUGAAGCAACGCAUUAUAACCAGGAGAGUGGCGAUAAUCAGCUGCGGGAUGAGUGUCAGGGUAGUCAGUGUGAUAGCGAUGGCGAUGGCGGUUGGAGCCAGCAUCAAGAAAUGUCGAACAGGCAUAAUCAUGAGCAUCAACUACAACAACAACACCAAUCGCAAACAUACGAUUACGAGUAUAACAGCAAACAGCCCACACAGGAACGCUCCAUCACACCGGAAAUAAUAAGCAACAAAUCGUCAAAGGAAAUAUACAAAGAUUUAGCCAAAGAAUGGGGCAUCACGUGUAAGAUGUCAGACACAUGCCGUUGCAUGGAGUGUCAGGGUCAUUAUUUUGAUUGUGAAUACGACGACAAUGAGCACCAGAAAACGGAUGGCGGACUGGGUGCGGGUACACCGAUGUUUAUCAGUGAAGUAAUGCACGGUUCCGCUUGCAGCAUUCUCUAAACUCGAGACCUUCUACAAGUAGAUAUAUGGAUGUUUUGAAAAGAAAGAGAGGUCUUAACAUGUUUGACCAUAUCUAGGCAUAGUUCAUAUGAAAAUGUUUAUGGAUUCGGUGGAAGGCUAUAUGGAGUGUUGAUCUACAUUUGCAUACUCAUACAUAUGUAUAGCCAAUUAGUCAAAUAAUGAACAACGUGAAUGCAAACCCUUUUGUUUUAAUGCUCUUACAGCAGUAUAAGCACACACACACACACACCUACAAGUAAAUAUAUAGAAACGAAAAAGCAUUGAAUAUUCAAAACUAAAUGUUGUAGUUGGAACAUUGGCCCACUAAGUUUUAUUGAAACUAUAAGCACUGAUAAAAAUGUUUAUAAAGAGAAUAUUCUACAAAUACGAUGACAGUAAAGGUAUUAGAGAAAAUUUGUACACAUGUUUCGUGCAGUUGAUUUGAACCUCCUUGAGGAAGAAUUUAAGAUGAGGAAUUUUUGUAGAGGCAUUGCUAACUUUAAUUUUCUUUUUAUAACAUCUAAGUGAUUAAAAAAAUAUGUACUAUGUAUUUUUAUUCAUAUUUACGAGUUUUAGGUAUGUAAACAUCACUUGCCAGACGCUUUAAGGAAGUUUGAAGGUGAAUUAGGUAAUCUUUGAACGAAAUAUAGUAAUUUAACUAAUUUUACCCAUGGAAGUUAUGCAAUUUGUUUUCACGUUUCAACUUAAAAUAUGAUGCUAUUAGAUAAAUUAAACUUCCCGAUUUAGCAGGUUAUAACAUAAGUGAAGAGUUUCUACAUAUUUUGACUGAUGCAGAAGAAACACUAUCCCCCGCUUAAUUGACCCCUUGUUAAUUGAUUUUGCCGCUUAUUUAAAUCACUUAAUCGGUCAAAAUAUAUUGCAUACAAAAUACGUGUAAUUUUUUUUGUUUUCCCGCAUAAUUGGUUAAAAAUAUGUUUUUGAAAAAAAUAUACCUUUAAUUUCCCCCGGUUAGUUACAUAAAAAACUUUCGUUAAAAAAAUAAUCUGGCAUUGCCGCUCAUACAUACACAUUUCGCACCAUUAGUGAUAAGCAGCAGUUAACAUGGUUGACUUCGAAAACGUACUACUGCAAAGAAUCGAUACAGUUUGACUACAGUAUUUCCCAUAUACAUCCUUGGUAUGCAACGUCAAACAACAUUGUAAAUUGAUGCGCUGUAUAAUUUGACGUUACAGAACACUUUUACUGCAAAGUUUGUUUACCUUCGCAAUAAACCGUUUUUUUUUGCGAGCGUAUAAAGAUAAAAAAUGUAAAAAUUAAAACCAAAUUUAAUAUAAAUAAGUAAAACAACUAAUCUUUACAAUCUAACUCCUCCAUCGUUACAUAUGAACAUGUCAAAAAGCAUCCACUUUAUUUGUGAUGUGCGAUUUGCUCUGUCAUUGCAAUCGACUCCCGGUUUAAUGCAUUUCAACACAUGAUGCAAUGUCAAAUAUAUUUCGGAUGCAUUACAGAACAUUAUACUUUGUUCUUAUACCAUACAUUGCAAUUGACGUUUUCGAAGUCAGCCCAUCUCUGCAAAGCAAUUGAAAACAUAUGUUUAUUGAUGAAGAUAUAAUAUUUUGGAUCGUGCUGAUGUUAGGGAUGUAAAGAAAGAAGAUGAUCCUCCAAUGCUUUCGUCAGCUCUCGAAGUUUUAAAACAGAUAUGAGAAAACUUACUUCAAACAUAUUUUUAUAAGCAAUAACAUGCAUUUUUUUGUUCCUUAAGUUAAUUUUUUUUAUUACAAUGAUCUAUAUAUAUAUAAGUACAUUGUCUUGUUUUUAUUCUUUUGUUUCCGUUCAAAGUUAAAAAUAUUAUUUAAAUAUCAUUAAGUGCACAUAUGAAUUAUUUUUAAUUGAUUAAGUUGUCCAAUUAAGCGAGUUUCGUGUAAUUGAACGAAUUGUUCAAUUAAACGAGUAUCGGGUAAUUGAACCAAAAUGUGUGCAAGUUUUGAAGUGCAAUUAUCCGGGGGAUACUGUACAUAUAAAAGAUAGGCGUUUAUUCAAAUUCAAUUUCAAAAUACAAGGAAAAUUCCUUCUGCAAAAACAAAAGCAAACAUUAAUCUGGAGUUUAAAACUCAAAGUAAUUCAAAUAAAUAGAUUGUAACUACAUUAUAAGUAACCAUAAGAAAGAAUUUAGAAGACGUUGCUAUUAAAAAGAAGCCUUAUUACUGUUUAGUCGGCGAAAAAAUUAGUAGUGAACCUCUUCCGUGUAGCAUUGCAAACAUAUAUAACGGUAUGGCGCCCACACUAUACUUACUUAGACUGCUUAAACUUUUUUGUUUGUUCUCAUCCACUCUUUGUUAGUUUGAGCAUUUGGUGCAUACUAAAGGAGUAGAAACUUCUCAAGCCUCCUAUUUUACAUUUCGCAAGACUUGAACUAAGUUUUUUACGUCAAACGCGCCUAAUGCUUGAUUAUCUUUUUGUCACAAGCACACCAACAACUUUAUGUAACAAAUCCUUCUGUUGUGAUAACGGUUUCUACAAAGAGAUGAUGGUUUCUCGAAACAACCAAAAUAUCGGUAACCCUUAAACUGCUGUUUUUAACACACCAUAAAAAUCAAAAAUACCUAUUUAUAUUAUUUCUUAUGUUAAGCUUAUACAAUCGUACCUACACACAAAUUUUGUUUAAUCAUUGAAGUUGUUUAUGUAUCUAUCAAUCAAAUCUUUGUUGUAUUUGCGAGUUAUUACUGCAAUACAUAAUUGUAUAAAUAAAUAUGUUCACAAAAGACUUCGACUCUUUUAAAUAAAAAAAUAUUUACUGUAA
Molecule: messenger RNA, 6196 nt
Organism: Bactrocera oleae (olive fruit fly)
Lineage: Eukaryota; Metazoa; Arthropoda; Insecta; Diptera; Tephritidae
Source: RefSeq, a predicted model, not a curated record